Messenger RNA from Acanthosepion pharaonis, 489 nucleotides. The record is from the annotation of a GenBank genome assembly. NCBI's taxonomy places the organism in Eukaryota, Metazoa, Mollusca, Cephalopoda, Sepiida, Sepiidae.
AUGUCAGCCGUGUCAAAAUGUCAACGUUCAGAUAUGAAAUGGAAAGCAGAAGAAGAAAAAGCCAAGGGAUGGCGAUUCUCAGAAUAUUUUUCUCUGCCAAUCCCACAGCGUCUUCAAAUCUAUUUUGUUUAUAUCGAUAAAAGCUUAUUCAAUUCCUUCUUUGUACUCAAUUUUCUAUACUACAUCACAUAUAGUGUAUCAGUAUAUUCUUCACAGUUUCUAUCUAUCUAUCUAUCUAUCUAUCUAUCUAUCUAUCUAUCUAUCUAUCCAGCUAGCUAUCAGAUGCUACCUGCUUGGCGCCAAUUCCAUAUCCUUGGCGCCUUUUUCACUUUUUCUCUCCAAAGAAUACACCUCUAUACCGUUUGGAAACAUCAAAGUCGGCAACGGGAGAGCAAAUAUGUCUUAGAUUUCUUCCUUUCUUUGUUUUAUUUACAUUCUUUUACAUUAAUUUCCAUCCAUUCUGUCUGUCUAUCUAUCUAUCUAUCUUAA